Rotaria socialis is the source of this 894-nucleotide messenger RNA. The record is from the annotation of a GenBank genome assembly. NCBI's taxonomy places the organism in Eukaryota, Metazoa, Rotifera, Eurotatoria, Philodinida, Philodinidae.
AUGGAUAAUGAUUCGUCAAAUCAAUUGCGUAGUCAACUCAAAUGUAUGAGUCGGCCAGUCAUUGGUGAAGAUAGUGACUGGGUUGACGAAUUUCGAAGUAGUGAUCCAGGAAAACCAUCAGUUAAAAUAAAAAGCCUUCAUAUUCACCACACUUCUCAUCCAUUUGAUCCAACGAAGGACUAUGUUGGUCUAAUAGUUUAUUUAUGCAACAAUAAAAGCGAUUUUUAUUUUAAGAAUCAGCACAGUCAAACGGGUGACAUUUAUAUCAAACAAUCAAAUUGGAUCAUCGAAAACAUACGAGAGAGACCAAAACACGGGAAAUAUGUGCAUGGUAGAUUAUUUUAUUCAAUAUUUGGCUGUUGGAAACGCAAGAAGCAUAACUUUGUUGGUGCUGGCUUCUCAUAUACGAAGGGAGAAUGGAAGAUAAAUGCGAGAACAUUGAACACCAUGAAUCGGAAUAAUAAUGAUGACACGUAUCACAAUACGGACAAUAAAUUGAGUCAUUAUGAGGAAAAAAUCAUUAAAACUAUGUGGUCUCGUUACUAUGUGAAUCAUUGUUGGCUUAGAAUGGAACCUGAAGAACGAGUUCCUUUUAAAACCUUGAAACAAAAGGAUUCAGAAACUGAACUACCAAUUGAUGUGAAGAAGCACGAUAUAUCUCAAGUACAUCCAGAUAGACGACUACGUGGAAAAGUUAUACAGUUUAAUUACCAGAAAGGUUACGGAUUUAUCGACACUCCUGGCUUCCCGAAUGAUAUUUUUGUGCAUCGCACCGCAAUUGAUAAUGCGCCAUCGGGAGGAACUUCUUUACAAGGUGAUGAUAGUGUUGAAUUUCGAGUUGUCAACACCAAUAAAGGAUGGCAAGCUCGAAAACUGACAAAAGUCGAACACUGA